GCAUUUGCUAAGCUCGUAGUUUAUUUUCUUAUUUCCGCGUUCGACCAAGGUCUUCUUUCUUGACCAAGAAUAGCGAACCGUCGUCAGCUAUACCGACAAGCUGAGAGACAGCGGUGCGGCUUUUCGUCUUCUUCCGCAAGCACUUGGAAAGUACUUACCCAUUGAAAGGAGUCUUGGGCCCAUUGAUAACGUAACUGACCUUGCGGAUGUUUUAGCGUUUGACAGACAAUCUUCAAGCAUGAGGCCUGACUGCUACCUCCUCUGCCCUCUGAUCGCAUCUUCCAUUGGCUUCUGUGGUACCCACAACUGAAAACGCAAAGAAGCGCACUUUCAUCUGCUGAAGAAGGGUCUACUGAGCCAGGAUGACUUGGGAAGGUGUGGUUACGCUUCGCAAGAAGAAGAAAGGCGACUAACCCAGACGACAAGGAGAGGCCCGUGUGGUGACGCUAUGAAGCAGGAGUCCUGCGAGGGCGAUGUCCUGCUCAGGCCUAAAUCGUGUUCGUCGUCAUCCACUCCAGAGAGCGACCUGUGUCGAGAUGAUACCGAUGAUAAUGGCUACUAUGACUUUCCCAUGGACUUGCGUAAGAAGUCGCCUAAAAGCCCUGACUACCACUCAGGCGAGGAGGAAUGUGAAGAAGGGGAGACUAUGACUGCAGUGCGGCGACGCCCUAUUCACCCGGUGGCGCUCAAUCAUGCCUGGCAAAAGAUACUGCUGAACGCUUUGCCGACACCUGCCGUCGCUGCGGCUUUCCAACAUGGCGUCAGAAGGCAUUCGGAACUCAGCGCACGCCUCAUGGAUGUCGGUGAACAGAAUUCAACGACAAAUAUUAUGACAAGAGUAAGCGAUGACCCUGGCUCAGCGGACAAACCGUGUCAAGAUAACAAGGAAAAUCACUGCGCUUGCGCGUGCCGUGGCCGAAACGAAGGAAGCCCCGGGAACGAUUUGUUGGACUUGAGGAAAGAGGAAACCAGACCUGAGUCACAAACACGUAGUCCUCUCAUGAGUGGCCCGUACCGCACAGACAAGGACUCUAACCCUACACUCAUCCGAUUUCUCGAGUCGCGUGCACUAUCAGCUCAGCAGCAAAGGCACGAGAAUGAUACUCCCGAGGAUUUAUCAUCAAACAAGUCGUCCAUUCCUGAAACCGAGAGCAAUGACAAGCACAACCACUACCAAGACCAGGCAGUCAAGAGGGCAGCUAGCUGCUCAAAGCUCUUCGAGAUCACCAGUGAGAGCCUCGUAGAGCGACUGAUGCGAGCACGCUGCAAGUCUGAUAGCGAAAUACAGAACCGCCUCAACAGUGGCGCUAUUAAACCUGCCAGCAACGAGGAACUUUCGAUGUCCUCUCCGCCGCCCCGGGAUCAGCGAUCACCAUCUCUGACGCUGAAAAGAAGGAUACUAGGCGGAAUAACAACUCCGGAACGAGGUUCCACAAAAGAUGAAGACGAGGCUGACUACAAGCAACCACGAGUUCGCAUCGAAACCAUCUCGAAACCGGGCUCACGACCCUGUUCCCCAAUCUGCGACCCCAGGGCGCCGCAAGAGACACUGUUGCAGCAGCUGCGACAUUUGGCGCCCGCCGCACUUCCUUUAAGCAUAUACGCUUACUACACCCAGAUUAUGCAACGGCUACACGAGCACGAGCUCCUGAAGCGGCACCUCGAGGGAAUAGCUGCGUCCGGUGUGAUGCCAAAUCCACUUCUGGCGCCGGUGACGUUGACCUCCUCCGUGACGCCUGGGCUGGAACCACUCGAGGAGCAAGACGAACUAGGAGCUGCAGCUGGGAACCAUCUGGAGUCGUACAACUGCGGGAUGCGCAAAAGGGCCCCGCGUGCGCUUACGGGCAAGCACGUCAAGCACGGCACCGGGGCUAGUCCAUCGACACUACUAACGUUAAGGCAGAAGAUCCAAGAACGCCAACGAGCGCGUCAAUUGGGUCUGCUCGAACCUGCGGUACGCACACUCAAGGGAACAAGGAAGAACUUCGGCAAAGGUUCCUCUAACGGAAAAAAACAAGCCGUGAAGAAGUGAAUACCACAUAGCGUACGUUUCACAAAACACGAACAUCGUAGAUGACAAGGUAGACUACGCUAGCAGGCAAACAAAAAAAAAAGACAUCCUAAGACGAACGUUAGACACAAAAGUUGUCGAUGUUUUCAGGCGCCCCACUGGUUGACCAAGGCGAACAAACAAUGUCUUUUAUGCUUCUUAAUGAAAGUUUCCUUCCCUUUUUUUCAACCAUGUGGCCCCGCUGAGCGCGAUGACACCAAGGUUAAUACCGAAUGAUUAUCUGAACAAGACCUUUCAGAGUUCAGCAUUUGCCAGCGCGGUUCUCAAGCACAGUACUAUUACUCCAGGUGGCCUUCUAGGCAAAUCUGCUUUUGCGCUUCUGCCACUUAAUUUCACAUGACGCUGUAAGCUCUUAAACAUUGGUGUUACAUUCAGUGCAUCACGCAACCAAAGAUACGGGUGAAUUCGGUAUGCUUGCACAUAAGAUAGAACAAUGCAUACAACAUAAUCAGGAACUAUGUCAAACGUAGUAUGGCUAUGGAAAAUGUCAGCAACAAAUUACUGAUGCAUAUUUGGUCAAUACAAUUUAAGGCAUAGUUCGCUCAUCGAUUGAGCUGUUCAGAAAGUGCGCGUCAUUGACGUAAAGUAGCUCUAUUGUUUGAGUAGCGUUUCUUGCCCUGAUUGUUGAAUGAAUGUUUUAACUACUGAUUGGCGCAACAAUUUAUUUAAGCAGUGUACAUUUUUGUAGCGCGAGUAUCGCCUGGUAAUCAGAACAGCCACAAUUUUAUCUUUGAAUGCAGCAAAUUGGGCUUGAAGGAACAUACUCAUGAUGGUCAGCCCAGACAAGUCACAAAACACAAGAAAGUAGUGUCGUAGUUUCGUGUCUUGUGUGCAGUGACUGUCAUGAGCAUCUUUCAAUUUUUUCGUGAUAUUCGAAUAACAAAUGAUGCCAUGCUAACUAACAACAGGCCUAUAGGAAAAUGCACCCGGUCCUUUUCACAAGAUGUCUUCACUCUCCUGGUGAAGUUCACAGCAGUAAGGACUUCAAGCGACAUUUUUAUACGCAACGUGUUUUGGCUUGUUACAAACAUUUGCUCAACCCGUUCAUCCCAAGGAGCAAAAGCUUUAUUUUAUUAAUAACCGUCUCGUGAGCUACCUGAGCAAAUGUAAAAUGCUAAAACUAUCGUCGGAGAGUCUGAUGAAGCGCACAGUAGGGCCUUUAUGGCUUGUGAUCAGCUUACCACUUAUAUGAAGCUUGUAUCAAAAUCACGACUUCGCACCAUUAAUUGAACAUGGUGUCUUCUUUGCCCCAAAAUGAGCAAUGCCUUGUUCUGCGUAAAUUGACAAGCACAGGCGUAUAUAUUGGCAUAUAUGCAGGCACACGCAUGGUAUAUAUCGCCGUGCACCACGCCUCUCGCAUGUACAGCGGCGGUGGAAAGAAACGCGAACACAGCAGCUUCUAUAUGCUCUGCAGCUUUUCAUUGCUAUUCAAGCGGUUGUAGCCUGGAUGGUAACAAAAAGCCACUAGGGCCAUUCAUGGUACAACUAAGAAUCGUUCUAGCACCUUUUUGUUGCCACCAAGGUCAGAGCGUGAUGAAAACAGCGCGCAGCGCUGUUCGAAUUUCUUUGUAAUUCCCAUGUACAUGUCCUUUCACACACGUUACCUUGACAUUCCAGAGCUGAGUCGAGAACUGCAUACACGGGGAGCGAAGGCUUCGCGUAUCACGGAACGUACACAUGCCAGCAAAAUUUAUAAAAAACGAGGCUUACAUGCGUCCCUCUAUGUUUGAUUCAAGCUUUCUUCGAUGACUUUUGUAUGAGAACACUUAUACAUGUACACUGCACAUUGUGUUUUACUUUCUAUGUUACUGUACUGCAACAUUCCAUUCAACCGUUUGUGUAUAAUCUCCUGCCUCAUUACCCAUACAUACCAUUUUUUCUCGUUACAAUUAUCAUUACACUGAUCGCUUGACAUCAAAUUUUCAUGCGCUGCAAGAGCGUCAAUCGGACAAUUAUUGGUACAUAAUGUAUUACGCCGCUCUUCAUUUGUGCACCUUGUAGUGUAGUACGCAAGUGGGCAUAUUUUUGUGGCGACAGGGCGACACACACAAAAUAAAAUUUAAAAAAAUCUGGCGUUUUAACGCUCUUAUUAGGCUGUUUUAAUGUGUGAAAAGGCACGGUUCUUUUCUUUUCAUGAGAAUUCGAUGUCAAGUCAAAUUUCGAUAGUACAGACAGUGUUUGUUACCAUUGCCGUGCUGGUGAAAGUAGCGCACUUCUGUCCAUAUCAUCGUCCUUGUGUACGAAGAAAAUACAAAAUAGCAUGCAACACAUUUUUCUGAAAACAUUUUUAAAUGAACGUUCACUAGGUGUAACCCUGUACAUUCGGCUGGAUUCCCUGGAAGAUAAAUUUACCGGCUAUGUAUUAAUUCAGUUCUUCAAGCAUCGUCAUUUUGAUGUUAUUUAAGGCAAAAAUGCUUGAUAAACGCCACACCAUACUUCCUCGAGCUAGACGCUGAAAGACAGCAGUUAACGCGUCGCAAGCAUUGGAUCUGAUAUUUCAUGCACGAAAAGUCUUUAAACAUAUCAUCGGAAAGUUGUUACUCUAGACUACUUGGCAUUCCAGUUUAUUUGGUGAAAGGGUUUACCUGCAGGCUGACACGAUAUGCACCAGAAUAAACCGCUAUCAUCAACACAAUCAUGACAAGAAGCAGUGUCGCUAUUGCUGAACAAGCACCUUUGACAAAAAUGCAAGAAAAUAUCCGAGAUUGUUUCAUAAUGUGGCGUAGGUUGCUUAAGGAUUGCUCUGAAAAUUUAAGAUGACGUAUUGGUUAUUUAUGCAAAUACAGCUGACUUAAAGACGCAAGCCUAAUAAGCACACUAACAGUACGGUAAUCUGCGACUAACAUUUAUUUUAAGGUGGCCACCUUAUCGUAGAAAAUAUGUUUUUCGAAGCCAUGUGACAAAAGCACUGAGAAUGCACUAUGAACUGAGGUUUGCGUGCAAAGAAAAUGUAAAACAAAAUUACGCGAACACCGUAGUCUGGCUUAGUAAUAACAUAAUCUAUAGUGUGGUACAUUAGAGCAAGCAAUCAGCAACAACACAAUGAGGCUAUACAUGCACUUAUAUUUUCUUCGAAGUUAUGCAAAUAACUAAGCAUCGCUAAGGAUAAACACAAUGCCAUGGCGUAUGUUGACCAUCGCAGAACUUUAGGUCUGAAAUCAAGUGAAGCUCGCCUGAUAAUCCUUUAUAAUGAGACCGUACUCUGCGUAAUUGAGGUAAAACAGUUCUAUUGAUUGAGUAGCGUUCUAUUGUUUGAGUAGUAACAACGUCAACAUUUUGACGUUGUUAAAUAGUGAAAGUGACACUGCUUCAGCUACACAUUCCUUACAACCUACUUUGAAGGUGGCAGAAAAACACUACUUAAAAUAAUAAAUGUUCAAUGAGGAAAGUAUGCUUACUUGCUGUUUUUCCAUAUGAUGGGAACGGGAGCCAUUAUGCUAUUUGUGUUGUGUUUACAGCUGCCGGCAGUGAAACAUCACUUGUGAAAGAAAAAUAUUUUUCUGCAAGUCUUUCUGUAAAUCUUCCUGUGUGUCAAAAGGCGUUCGUAUUUAUAUUGUACCUUCUGUAAUAAA
Messenger RNA from Rhipicephalus sanguineus (brown dog tick), 5643 nucleotides. RefSeq lists its product as uncharacterized. Bases 449 to 2032 code for a protein of 527 amino acids. The transcript is spliced from 2 exons. Lineage: Eukaryota; Metazoa; Arthropoda; Arachnida; Ixodida; Ixodidae. The record is from RefSeq and is a predicted model, not a curated record.